This is a messenger RNA of Pararge aegeria (speckled wood butterfly), 1552 nucleotides long. RefSeq names its product serum response factor homolog (gene bs). Gene Ontology annotation, molecular function: RNA polymerase II cis-regulatory region sequence-specific DNA binding; protein dimerization activity; DNA-binding transcription factor activity, RNA polymerase II-specific. Lineage: Eukaryota; Metazoa; Arthropoda; Insecta; Lepidoptera; Nymphalidae. The record is from RefSeq and is a predicted model, not a curated record. The transcript has 7 exons. The coding region runs from base 80 to 1315 and encodes 411 amino acids. Gene Ontology annotation, biological process: positive regulation of transcription by RNA polymerase II.
UCGUCAGUCCCGCCCUCGGUUCCUUCGCGUUUUCGGUCAGUCUCCGUUCGACGUUCGAACGGCGAGGUGUGUAUAGCGCAUGUGCGCACCGGUUACUGUGGCGUACUGCGAGGUUAUAAUGGACGCGCCCGGCGGAGCGCGGGAGCCCCGCUUCGGGUCGCCGUACGGUAUGGGACUCCUUGGAGAAGUGCCGGACAUGUAUGGAGCAGGCCGGCCGCCCAGCUCGCUCGGUGGUCUGCGGCCCGGCAUGCAGGCUUGCCCAGGCGCAAGAGGCGUCAAGCGGCCCUCUGACCAGUGCUACGAGGAACGGCCGCAGAGCCUUGGCCUGGAACACUGCGCCAUGCCCGACAUCGCUGACGACGGCUACGCCUCGCUGCAGCCCAAGAAGUCGCCGCCGUCCAACGGCAAGAAGACCAAAGGCCGCGUCAAGAUCAAGAUGGAGUACAUCGACAACAAACUGCGGCGGUACACCACAUUCUCCAAGCGGAAGACUGGCAUUAUGAAGAAGGCAUACGAGCUGUCAACUCUGACGGGCACACAAGUGAUGCUCCUGGUAGCGUCGGAGACUGGCCACGUGUACACAUUCGCGACGCGGAAAUUACAACCGAUGAUCACCUCAGACUCGGGCAAGAGGCUCAUACAGACGUGCCUCAACUCCCCCGAUCCGCCGACCACGAGUGAGCAGCGAAUGGCGGCGACCGGCUUCGAGGAAACCGAGCUGACGUAUAACGUUGUAGACGACGAGAUGAAGGAGUCGGAAGACAACGCUGGGCGAAAGAAUAAGUGCAAGGACGAACCGGCUUCAUCGGGUGACAGUGGUGACGAGAGUGGCAGCGAUCGAGAGUCCCCGAGUGAGAAACUGCUACAGCAGAAUCAUAAACAAGAGUGGAUAUGUACGGACAACGAGCGAAAAUAUAACAGAGAUCCUCCGUCCGACAAUCUACCCUCGACUUCAUCAAACCCCGAACCCGAAAGCAGCAAGUCAAGUCAACCGUCACUACCAAAACUACUGCCAAAGAUAGACUUGCCAGGAGGAACAAUGCUAUACCAUCCUGGUGUACUGGGCUUGGACGGCCUUGGCACUAACUUGGGUCUUGGCAAUCUGGCUAUGGGUUAUCCUCAUAGCUUUAUACUUGGACUGGCCAACCAAGGUCAAGAAGGAGCUUCCUCAUCAUCGACUCAGCCGCAAUACAUAACAAUACCACUAUCGAUGGCAAUGGCUGCGGCUUCGGGACAGACGCAAAAUGGCUGCCCGAGUGCUUCCAGUGACGAUAGCAGUGAACUGCAGGACUUGAGCACCGGGGGACGGAAGUGACAACACUGAUGACUGCUGAAGACUGGAGUAUAUUUUAAUCUUUCUUAUAACAUCACCUGUAUCUUAACUCUAUCUUAUUGUACCAAAGGUAUCUUUGAAGUGAGCUUAACAUUGUAACUUCAAUUAUAAACCAGUUAUGUAUAAGUAUUACUUGUAUUCUACUGUUAUGGAGCAAUUUUAUCCGAUAUUUGACUGUUUUGUAUGUUUUAUUUGAAGUUUGGAAGAGGUGAUAGCCGA